This is a messenger RNA of Branchiostoma floridae (Florida lancelet), 1791 nucleotides long. RefSeq names its product polyadenylate-binding protein 2-B-like. The coding region runs from base 224 to 946 and encodes 240 amino acids. The transcript is spliced from 8 exons. NCBI's taxonomy places the organism in Eukaryota, Metazoa, Chordata, Leptocardii, Amphioxiformes, Branchiostomatidae. The record is from RefSeq and is a predicted model, not a curated record. Gene Ontology annotation, molecular function: RNA binding.
CGGGGCAUUCCCAUCAUUCCGCGUUGCGCCGCCAUCUUUGAUUUUUGUCCUUUCGAAGCCGUAAGGUGGUGAUUGAAAAUCGCGAUCAAUCCUAGUUAAAUCUGGUCAACAAUCACUAUCUUUUACCAUAAUACCGUAAAGUGACUAUUGUAGAGUAUUUCUGUGGUAAUUUUUUCCGUGUCAGGUAAGUAUUACGGUAGGAAAACUCGUGAUUUACCGAAGGAUGGCAGACGCGGAUAGCCUACUUCUGGAGGACACUCCUGACCUCACUCCCGACCCGACCCAAGCCGACCAGCUGGAACAUGAGGCCGCCGCAGCAGAAAACCCGGUCGAGGAUCCGGAACUGGAGGCGAUCAAGCAGAGAGUACGGGAGAUGGAGGAGGAGGCAGAGAAGCUGAAGGAGAUGCAGAACGAAGUGGAGCGGCAGAUGAACCUGAGCCCCACCGCACAGAGACCUGGUGCUACGGCUGGAGCUGUUGGGGCACCCAGUCCGACACUUGCCUUCCCAUCCAUUGAGGACAAGAUGGAAGCCGACGGCAGAUCUGUGUAUGUGGGAAAUGUUGACUACGGUGCAACGGCAGAGGAACUGGAGGCUCACUUCCACGGCUGCGGCUCCAUCAACAGAGUCACCAUCCUGUGUGACAAGUUCACUGGACACCCAAAAGGGUUUGCGUAUAUCGAGUUUGCAGACAAGGAUUCGAUUGAGACAGCAAAAGCACUUGACGAUUCCUUGUUCCGUGGAAGACAAAUCAAGGUUGUGCCAAAGCGAACAAACAGACCCGGCGUGAGCACCACAGACCGACCUCCGAGAGGACGCGGCGGAUACCGGGGGCGUGGCGGCGGUUUCCGUGGUUUCAACUCCGGGUAUGGAGGAUACGGCGGAUACUACCCCAGACGGUCCAGGGGAUUCAGGUCUCGCAGAGCAGCUUGGUAUUCUCCCUACUAAGCUGGCGGCUGUAGUCCCUGUCCUGCUGAAACCUUCUCAAAAUCAGCCACAUAGUUACUGAUGCUGGGAUAGACUAGUGACGAUCCUCCUAUCAAAUCAUGCUUUUCUGAUGGCCAGAAAUGACAUCUUUUAUACCACAGUGACUGAAAAAGAAGUGGAACAAUUUGGUUCUGCAAAAGAACAUUCCAAAAUCUUCCCUCGUGUAGUUUAAUUAUGGGGUUUUUGCUUGUGAACCUUUCUUUUACUGAAUGCUGAUAACAGUAUAGUUAAAAAAAGACGUGAUAGAAAGAAAUUGAUGCUGUUGCUCCAGCAGAGUUCCCGCUGACCCCCAGUAAAGUUUCCUGGGUUCUGUUGCAGUGAGAGAUGGUCCCCAGUAUAGUUUCUGUUGCAGUAGCAGUGUGAGAUGGUCAGGCCAGCCUAGCCUGGGGCACCAGGCGUCCGAUGGACCACGGGAGAGUCAUGAAGCUCACCGUGGCGUGCAAUAAGUGAACUCACCUGGUGCCCAGUUUGCCUGACCAUUCUCCACUUCUGUAAGAUAAGAGUGCAUGUUUACUUGACUGGGCACUUUUGUUUGUUUGUGUUGUUCCUCCACAGGUGGGUUCCCAUGUGGAUGUGGCCGGGACGUCACCCUCCCAUCGGCUUGUCCGCCAGCCUAUUUAUCACUAGUUCAAGCCCCGAAAAAUAAAAAAAUAAAAACAUGAUGCAGAAAAAAAAGAGGGAAGAAAAAAAAUUAAAUCAGAAAAAAAAGAAAAUGAUUAAAAAAUAAGAGAAAAGUUAGAAGAAAUAGAGACGGGGCUUUUUUGUUUUAGUCUUUUUAUUUUCAAUAAAGUUCCUGUAAAUUGUAA